Molecule: messenger RNA, 4221 nt
Organism: Lachancea meyersii CBS 8951
Lineage: Eukaryota; Fungi; Ascomycota; Saccharomycetes; Saccharomycetales; Saccharomycetaceae
Source: the annotation of a GenBank genome assembly
AUGUUCAAUCCAUAUCAGGUGCAAGGUCCAGACCAGGCUCAAAACCAGGGCAAUGUCUUCAAUCAGCAGGCCAGCGGUUUUUAUCCAGGAGGAGGACAGCAGCAGCAGCAGCAGCAGCAACCGCCUCCAUUGAACCAGCGUCCAACAACAGAGUUUGGGAAUCUUCAGCAGAAUGUCCCAGCUUCGUUUGGUUUCCAGCAACAGCCACAGCAGCAACAAUCAUUGCCCAACUAUUCCAAUAAUAGGCCAAUGUAUUCGAGCGCUACCGGCUUUGGUGGCAUGCAAACUGGUUUUGAAGGCAAUCAGCCUCAAAACCAAUCGAUGGGCAAUAACAGCGUCCAACCUCAAUCUACCGGUUUCUACUCGCAGCAGAACACCCUUCAGCUACAGCAGACCGGCCAAUUCGCCCAGCAGGUUCCUCGGACCUCGUUUUUUAACAACCAGAACCCGAACCAGUCGCAAACAACUUUCUCUCAACAGCAGCAGAACACUGGGCUUUUUCAACAGCCGGUCGCAAGCCAGCAGUCAGCCCCACUGCAGUACCAGCGGGCUUCCUUCCCGGAUCAACAUGCGUCUCAGACUCAGUCCACAGGCUACUAUCCUCAGCAACAGCCUCAGCAGCAAAUUCAACCACAAGCUACCGGCUUUCUGUACCACCAACAAAUGAGCUCUCCUUCCCAACCACUUCAGGCGCAGCAAACAAACUUAUAUCCUCAACAAGCGCAACCUGUACAGCCACAACAGACUGGUUUCUACUCUCAGCAAGCGUUAAAGCCACUGCAACCACAGCAGACAGGUUUUUACUCCCAAAACUUUCAGGAACCUGUGAAACCAUUGAAGCCAAAUGCUACGGGCUUUGUCAAUUCGUUCGCCAAUAACGGCGUUAACGAUGACAUUAAGAUCCCAACCAUGAGGCUGUCAUUCAUGACUGCCAACGACCAGGCAAAAUUUGAGACUCUUUUCAGAUCCUCCGUGCCACGAGGCUCCAAUACGAUUUCUGGCGAUGCUUGCAGAAACAUUUUGAUGCGCUCGGGUGUCUCUCCUUCCCAAUUAGCCAAAAUUUGGACUCUAUGCGAUACAAGUAAGGCAGGCGAGCUUUUGUUCCCCGAGUUCGCUUUGGCUAUGCAUUUGGUCAACGAGGUCAUUCAAGGCGAUAGCGUUCCCUUCGAACUCAGUACAAAAACUAAGAAUGAGGUCGCUAGCUUUGUGGAUGCCAUCAACUUCAGCAUUGCCAGGAGUGGCGAAGAAAGUGUUGCUCAACCUCCAAAAACUCCAUUUGACAAUCUCACCUUAGGGGUUCAGAACUUGCAGCCACAACCAACGGGGGCCAUGCCACAAACUAGUUUUGGAUCGCAGCUGCAAGCGCAAAACACCCAGGGAUAUUUGGAUCCUCAGUCAACUGGAUAUCUGCCUCAAACCUCGUUCGGUCAGAUUCUGCAAUCGCAGCCCACAGGCGGAUAUCUACAGAACCAGUUUACUGGCCAGUUUCAGCAGCCGGCAAGUACCGGGCAAUUGCAAGGCCAGUCCACUGGUGGUUAUCUACAGCCCCAAACAACGGGCUUCAUGCCUCAAACGUCUUUCAAUCAACCGCUUCAAUCUCAGCUGACAGGCAUUGCAACUCUUCAGCCGCAGAACACGGGCUCACUGAAUCGACUCAAUUCUGUCUUGACAGGGCAACCCCCGGCUCAGCAAAGCGGGCAAGCAAAUUUCGCCGGUGCUUCUUUUCUACAGUCACAGGCAACAGGUUAUUUACCCCCUUCUAAUUUCAAUCCAACUGCUCCUCUUAGCGCUCAGAAGACUGGGUAUGGACGCAAUGAGCUCUACAACCAGGCCAAUAUGUUCAACAAAUUCACGCAAGAUGAUUCUGAUUCCUUGACCAACGAGGAGAAGUCUUUGUUUUACAAGAUGUUUGAUACGUACGACAGUCAGAAGAAGGGGCUUAUGGGUUCCGACAUUGCGGUAGAGAUCUUUAGGAAGUCUGGUUUAAAUCGAAGUGACUUAGAGCAUAUUUGGAAUCUUUGUGAUACUAACAACAGCGGUCAAUUAAACAAACAAGAAUUCGCUUUGGGAAUGCACUUGGUUUAUAGAAGGUUGAACGGAAAUGAACUGCCUAAUCGACUCCCCACAAGCUUGGUUCCGUCCAGCACUCAAAUUUUGAAUUCAGUGAAAAGCCAAUUGAAGAAUGAUACUGCUUCCAGCAGGAAGGAGCCUACGAAAAUCGACGGAUUUUCGUUUAAACACGACGAUAAUGAAAUAUUGCCUAGCUCAAGAAACCGGCGCAGAACGCAGACAGGCAAGGCCGGAGCUUCAGGAGACAGUGCCUCGGCUGUGUCGGCGGCUGCCAGUAAAGAACCGGAGCAAAGCUUCCACUCUUCACAGUCCGCAGGAAGAAACGACGGACGGGCGAUCGAGGAUCUCAAAAGAAAAAUUUUGGCUCUGCCACCGCACAGAUCGGCAUCGAGGAAUGAUACCAACGAGGUAUCUGCACAGCUCAGAGGCAAAUUUCAAGUACUCACGAGCAAAGUUCCUCAACUUCUCAGAGAGAUAUCAGAAAUCAACAAUCAAAUUACGAUGGCCAAAAUUGAGCUAUAUAGACAAAGAAAUCCAUCUUCUUUAGUUGGCACUGGUCGUAACGGAGAAAUCACAGACGAUGAUAGGAGGAAAGCUAAGAGCAAAGCGUUGCUCGCUUCUAGAAUGGCCGCCUUAACUGGGAAACCUUCAGUUGGUGCCGAUGUUGAUCAGCAAGAGCAAAGAUACAAUGAAGAGGUUGCAAGCAUAAAAUCUCAAAACACCACCAAUCAAUCCAUAAUUGAAGAUAUCCAGCUCUCUAUCUUCGAGAUUGCCGCGGCUGUCGAUUCUGCUCUUGAGGGUAAAGCGCGCACGAGCGGCAAACAGUACGAAAAGUGGGAACUUGGAAUUGGAGUUGAUCCUCAAGUCAGCAAUUUCCUCUCAAAGUUGAAACCCAAGGUGUCCUCUCCACCUGGUAGUCAUGCGAAAAGCAGCAACGCAAAGGCUGCUUCGUCUUCGUCUUUUGCGGACUCGCCAAGUGCUCCAGUUCAAAGCCCACAUUCCACCUCAGGCAAUACAGCCGCCUAUUUGAAAGAGCAGGCGCAAAGGAAAAUGAAAGAACGCUUGGCUAAGCUUGGGAUGGAAAAGAAUGAUCCCGAGCCAGCACAACGUAAGUAUAACCCAGAGGAGCUGGAUAGAUCUGAAGAGGAUGAAGAAGUAAGAAAGUUGACCGAGCAACUGAAUGCCCUCAAGGCAAAGAGAAAGGGUGGUAACACAAACGCGCCUCCCUCUCAACUAUCUGUUUCACCAGUUCCUGCACCUAAUGUACAGACCGCUUAUCCUUCAAAAGUUGACAUUCAACCAGAAAUUGAACCUAGCAGAGAUUCGACGAUGAUGGCUGAUGAGCGUAAUAAACAUCUCGAGAACGUUACUCCUGCUACCGAGCCAACAUCUCGCGUUACGCACGAAAGUGUUCCAAGUAAGACAGCAGAGUCGAUUCCUAAAGAAGCGGUGUCAUCACAGCCCGCGAGUUCUAACGCUAAGCGCAAUCCAUUCGGAAUUCCACACACUGCAUCUGUUUCUUCAACGCCAACAGGGGGACGAAAUCCCUUCUUCAAGCCUUCACAAUCGAGCACCUCUUCGUUUGACGCGAAAGCUGCUGAGGCUCAGCGGAGAGUCCAACGUGGGUUAGACAAUAAUGACGACGAUUGGUCUGAUGAUAACGACGACCACGAGAAGUCCAACGCUCACGCUCAAGCACCAAGUGUCCCUGCUCCUGCCCCAGUUGCUACUGCCCCAGUUACUUCUACUCCAGUUGCUCCUGCUCCAGCUGCUCCUACUCUAGUUGCUCCUGCUCCAGUUGCUCCUGCUCCAGUUGCUCCUGCUCCAGUUGCACCUGCCAUCGCUGAUGCUCCACCAGUUCCUAUUGCUCCUCCUUUGCCCCAAGUUGUUUCCAAUCCUGCUACUUAUGCCCCACCAGUGCCGAUCGCCCCACCUCUGCCAUCAAUAGGUUCCAUUCCAACAAGUGGUGCAGCUGAAACCCCAGGACUUUCAUCUAAUGCCCUACACGAAGGGGCUGGCGAUGACGGUGAGCGUUCAGACGACGAUCUCUCGAUUCCAGACUCUGUUGACUCUUUCAAUGAUGCCCUUCCUGUACAACAAGAGGGCUCCGUCCCUCCCUCAGGUAUUCCUCCUCCACCAGCAUUAACUUGA